Molecule: messenger RNA, 3124 nt
Organism: Camellia sinensis
Lineage: Eukaryota; Viridiplantae; Streptophyta; Magnoliopsida; Ericales; Theaceae
Product: exostosin family protein
Molecular function (GO): glycosyltransferase activity
Source: RefSeq, a predicted model, not a curated record
AUGACUCACAAAUCAGUUGUUCAAACUCUGCCAGCGAGAGCCUUGGCGGCUUUUGUAUUGACCUCUCUCUCUCUCUUAGUUGUUCAUUAUAUGAAUUCCAUUUUUUUAUUAUCCGGGUCGUGUUGGAUACUUCAAUUGGUCCUUCAAUAACAAAACCCAUCACCAUCUCAGAUCUAUCGAGGAGUGUGGGUUCUGGAAGGCUACAUGAGAUUCCAAAUCUCAUGGAACUUUUAUAGAACUUGAGUGAGGGGGACAGAGAACAAUAUUGGUUUAUGUGAAAGUUGAAGAUCUGUAUUGAGUUUAUUGAAGAGGAGCAAUCUGGGAUUAUGUUCUCUAUCCAGAAAUGGAAGUGCUCAUGGUCUUUGGUGCUAACCGUUGCUUCAAUUUUGGCAUUGGCUUCAGUAGUUCAUCUAUUCUUGUUUCCCAGUUUGCCAUCAUUUGAGUACUUCAGUGCUAGGCAAGUUCAAAAUGCCUGUGUCUCAAUAAAUGGAUCAAUUAAAGGAGGCAAGAAUGAUGUUUUGCAAAAUCCACAGCCUUUUAUUAACUUGGAUGUACGGUUUCCAGCUGACUUGCAUAAGGCAGUGGUUUACCGUGGUGCUCCUUGGAAGGCUGAGAUUGGCAGGUGGUUAUCUGGUUGUAAUUCAGUUGCUAAAGCAGUCAAAGUGUUUGAGAUUAUCGGUGGUAAGAGCUGCAAAAACGAUUGUAGUGGUCAAGGAAUUUGUAAUCGUGAACUAGGCCAAUGUCGCUGCUUUCAUGGAUUCAGCGGGGAAGGGUGCUCUGAAAGAUUGCAACUGGACUGCAAUUUUCCAGGAUCAAAGGAGCAACCAUAUGGGCGUUGGGUCGUUUCAAUAUGUGCUGCUCAUUGUGACACUACAAGGGCAAUGUGUUUCUGCGGCGAAGGUACUAAAUACCCAAACCGUCCUGUUGCUGAGGCAUGCGGGUUUAAAGUGAACUUACCUUCUGAACCUGAAGGUCCUAAAAUGACUGACUGGACAAAACCUGACCUGGAUAAUAUUUUCACAACAAAUAGUAGCAUUCCUGGAUGGUGUAAUGUGAACCCAGCAGAAGCAUAUGCUUCCAAGGUUCGAUACAAAGAGGAAUGCGAUUGCAAAUAUGAUUGUUUGUGGGGGCUAUUUUGUGAGGUGCCUGUGCUGUGCACUUGUAUUAAUCAAUGCUCUGGCCAUGGACAUUGCCGUGGUGGAUUUUGUCAGUGUGACAAUGGCUGGUAUGGAAUAGAUUGCAGCAUACCAUCUGUUUUAUCAGUUAUAAGGGAUUGGCCUCAAUGGCUUCGACCAGCUCAGGUUGAUGUUCCUGACAGUCCGCAACACGUUGGGAAUCUUCUCAAUCUCAAUGCUGUGGUGGAAAAGAAAAGGCCCCUUAUAUAUGUUUAUGAUUUGCCCCCCGAGUUCAAUAGUCUUUUGCUUGAGGGACGGCAUUUCAAGUUUGAGUGUAUAAACAGAAUAUAUGAUGAGAAUAAUGUUACACUGUGGACAGAUCAGCUGUAUGGUUCACAGAUGGCAUUCUAUGAAAGUAUCCUAGCUAGCUCCCAUCGAACACUAAAUGGCGAAGAAGCAGAUUUUUUCUUUGUUCCUGUUCUUGAUUCAUGCAUUAUAACUCGUGCUGAUGAUGCACCCUACUUGAGCAUGGAGGAACACAAGGGCUUAAGGAGCUCUCUAACUCUGGAAUUUUAUAAGAAGGCAUAUAAUCACAUUGUGGAGCAAUAUCAUUACUGGAACCGCUCGUCAGGAAGAGACCAUAUUUGGUCCUUUUCAUGGGAUGAAGGUGCUUGCUAUGCCCCUAAGGAGAUAUGGAAUAGCAUGAUGUUGGUCCACUGGGGUAAUACAAAUUCAAAGCAUAACCACUCGACUACAGCAUAUUGGGCUGACAACUGGGACCAGAUCUCUUCUGAUAGACGGGGCAACCAUCCAUGCUUUGACCCAGAUAAAGAUCUUGUCCUUCCGGCAUGGAAAAGACCUGAUGUUAAUGCCAUGAACUCAAAACUUUGGGCUAGGCCCCGUGAGAAGCGGAAGACAUUGUUUUACUUCAAUGGAAAUCUAGGACCAGCUUAUGAAAAUGGAAGACCAGAAGCCACGUAUAGUAUGGGUAUCAGGCAGAAAGUGGCAGAAGAGUUUGGAUCAAGUCCUAACAAGGAAGGAAAGCUUGGGACACAGCAUGCCGAAGAUGUGAUUGUGACCCCACUACGUUCUGAUAAUUAUCAUGAGGAUUUGGCAAGUUCUGUUUUUUGUGGGGUCAUGCCUGGAGAUGGGUGGAGUGGUCGAAUGGAAGAUAGUAUUUUGCAAGGCUGCAUUCCCGUGGUCAUUCAGGAUGGGAUUUACCUACCAUAUGAGAACGUGCUCAACUAUGAAAGCUUUUCUGUUCGGAUACGUGAAGAUGAAAUUCCAGAUUUGAUAAAAAUUCUGAGGGGAUUCAAUGAGACAGAAAUAGAGUUCAGAUUGGCGAAUGUACGGAAGAUCUGGCAGCGGUUCUUAUAUCGUGAUUCAUUUUUGCUCGAGGCUGAGCGGCAGAAAACUGCAUCUGGACGGGUGGAUGAUUGGGCUACAAUGUUUUUGCAGCUAGUUGAAGAUGAUGUCGUUGCCACAAUCAUACAGGUUUUACACUACAAGUUGCAUAAUGACCCUUGGAGGCGACAACUUGCUCAUCAUACUAAGGAGUUCGGAUUACCAGGACAAUGCUUGAUAAGAACCGAUUGAAGAGUUGUAACAUCUAACUUGAAGAGAUCACAAAAACUCGGGGGCAUUUUGGUAGGAAGAAGCAAACACUUGAAGAUGCUCAGCCUCGUUGACAAGAGAAUUCAAUUUUAAGCGACCAUUAAACAAUUUUAUAGAAAGCAGCAUCCGAAGAACCGUAGUUUCCAAUGGGAUCUCUAGCCAAUUUUACCAAACAGAAGAAGAGGAAAGUGUCAAUAUUUUGUUUAUUUUUUGCAAUUUGUAUACAUGAUAUGAAUUUUUGUGCUCUUAGAUAUUGUUUAGAAUGGAAAAGAUAAAUUUCACAGAACAAUUUCUUCAUUGGUUGUUUGUUUAUUUGGCAGAUCUCCCAUCUUUACAAAGAAAAUCAAAAUUUAGAAUGUUUGUUCAUACCAUGAUAGUGAAACUUCAUUUUUUUC